Messenger RNA from Gossypium raimondii (Peruvian cotton), 1159 nucleotides. RefSeq names its product vacuolar protein sorting-associated protein 24 homolog 1. The coding region runs from base 172 to 855 and encodes 227 amino acids. Gene Ontology annotation, biological process: protein transport; endosome transport via multivesicular body sorting pathway; late endosome to vacuole transport. Gene Ontology annotation, cellular component: multivesicular body; ESCRT III complex. The transcript is spliced from 6 exons. The record is from RefSeq and is a predicted model, not a curated record. Lineage: Eukaryota; Viridiplantae; Streptophyta; Magnoliopsida; Malvales; Malvaceae.
GUUAACGAUCUUUUCCGGUCAUGAAAUAAUAAUCAUUCCGAUCUGAAAAGAACGAAAAAGAAAUAAAAAAAGAUAAUUCUUUUGGAUAAAUUUUCCCCUAAAAAAUUCCCAAAGUCCCAAUUUUUUCUUUCUGAGAAAUUUGAUAUCACGAUCUGAUUGGAAGGGGAGAAAAUGGAGAAGGUGAUGAAUAUGAUAAAGCCAAAACCGAAUCCACAACAGCUAUUAAGAGAUUGGCAGCGUCGCCUUCGCCAGGAAUGCCGAAACAUCGAGCGCCAAAUCAGAGAUAUUCAAAGAGAAGAGAAAAAUGUACAAAAAGCUAUUAAAGAUGCUGCCAAGAGAAAUGACAUGGUUUCUGCUAAGUCACUCGCCAUGGAAAUUGUGAGAUCCAGAAGAACAGUCAAUCGUCUCUAUGAAAAUAAGGCACAAUUGAAUUCAAUAUCAAUGCACCUUGGGGAAAGUGUAGCAAUUGCCCGUACAGUUGGGCAUUUGUCCAAGAGUGCUGAGGUUAUGAAGCUUGUCAAUAACCUUAUGAAGGCUCCAGAAGUGGCUGUCACAAUGCAAGAGUUCAGCAAAGAGAUGACCAAGGCAGGUGUUAUCGAGGAGUUUGUCAAUGAUGCUCUUGACAAUGCGCUGGAUUCUGAGGAUAUAGAGGAGGAGACGGAAGAAGAGGUUGACAAGGUCUUGACAGCAAUUGCUGGUGAGACAGCUGCACAGCUUCCGGAGGCAGUCCGGAAGGAGAAGAUGAAGCAGCCAGCUCAACCUGCAGCGCAGGAGGAAGAGGCUAUAGCCGAAGGAGUUGAUGAUGAGGAAGAACUAGAAGAAAUAAGGGCUCGACUUGCAAAAGUUAGGUCAUAACUUGUAAGUCAAGCCUUCUGCCUUUGCCUUGAAAUGGUGAUCAGACUGAUUAAUGAGCUGCCUCUGGGUUCGGACUGAAAUUUAACACUUCGAGAAAGUAACCUUUGUAGUGUAUUACAAACUGGAUAUCUAUUGAUCAGCACAUUGAAGCUGUUAUUGUGUAACGCUUGUUAUUUAAUACUUAUUCCUAUGUGCAAGGUCUGUAUUAUACAAGGAGCAUUUAUGUGUUGAAACUCUUUAUACAUGCAUACAUACCAUAUACAUUGAUCAAUAAUAAACCAUUUUGGGGAAACCCUUGUAGUAA